This is a messenger RNA of Neodiprion fabricii, 771 nucleotides long. RefSeq lists its product as uncharacterized. The transcript is spliced from 3 exons. The coding region runs from base 1 to 771 and encodes 256 amino acids. NCBI's taxonomy places the organism in Eukaryota, Metazoa, Arthropoda, Insecta, Hymenoptera, Diprionidae. The record is from RefSeq and is a predicted model, not a curated record. Gene Ontology annotation, molecular function: nucleic acid binding.
AUGGCAGCAGCGGUUUAUCUUCGAUCGACGUCGGCCGAUGGGACAACAACCGUCACCCUUGUCUGUUCAAAGACCAAGGUCGCACCUCUCAAGCGACUCACAAUACCGAAACUUGAGUUGUCGGCAGCCCUUCUACUAGCAAAAUUGAUGUCAAGCGUCCAGAGAGCGCUGGAAUUGUCGGAGGGAACCCUCCGAGCGGGCCGCCGACUCAAGCAUUCACUCCUGCAGCCCGAAGCAAAACACCCCCCGAUCUUACCACGAACGUUGCGACUAACAGCGUUGGUCAUUUCUGACGCUCAUUCCCGGACCCUUCACGGUGGCACGCAAUCCACCUUGAGCUAUCUUCGACAGUCGUACUGGAUUUUGGGCGGCCGAGCUCCGGUUCGCGCCCACAUUCUUCAAUGCAUCACCUGUCUCUUCACAAUAAAGACUUGGCGCAGACGAGCAGCGAAAACCUACAAGGGCUACCUCGCCGUCUUCGUUUGCUUCGGAACUUCUGCAGUCCACUUCGAACUCGUCACCGACUACACUUCAGAAGCCUUCAUUGCCGCGUAUCGGCGGUUUUCAGGACGGCGAGGCAUCUGCCACACAUUGUACAGCGACUGUGGUACUAAAUUCAUCAGAGCUGACGCGGAACUUCGAGCUCUCUUCAGGGCUGGUUCAGCAGAAAUGAACUCUACAAUCACUUCUCUGACCAACCUUGGAACAACGUGGUCCUUCAAUCCUCCGGCCGCACCUCACAUGGGUGGAAAGUGGGAGGCCGCGGUAUAA